AGCACCCACAGGCCAAGAUGUCCUGCCAGCAGAGCCAGCAGCAGUGCCAGCCCCCUCCCAAGUGUGCCCCCAAGUGCCCUCCCAAGUGCCAGACUCCAAAGUGUCCCCCCAAGUGUCCUCCCAAGUGUCCUCCCAAGUGCCCCCCUGUGUCUUCCUGCUGUAGCCUGGGCUCUGGAGGCUGCUGUGGCUCCAGCUCUGGGGGCUGCUGUGGCUCCAGUUCUGGGGGCUGCUGCAGCUCUGGGGGUGGUGGCUGCUGCCUGAGCCACCACAGGCCCCGCAGAUCUCUCCGUCGCCAUCGUCACAGUUCUGGAUGCUGCAGCAGUGGUGGCAGCAGUGGCUGCUGUGGCAGCAGUGGAGGCAGCAGUGGCUGCUGUGGCAGCAGUGGAGGCAGCAGUGGCUGCUGUGGCAGCAGUGGAGGCAGCAGCUGUGGCAGUAGCCAACAGUCUGGUGGCUGUUGCUGACCUGCUGAGGAAGACUUCAGACAAGUGUUGCAGGAGGAAGCCAUGCUCAGCAGACUGCCCAUGCAGCUGCGCUCUCUCUUCCUGAAUCCCUCCUUGCCCUGUCCUCAGAGAUGCUGAGGUCUCCUGUGAAAGGGUCUGCAUUCCACUCACCAGAUGACAAUGUCCCCUUGCCUCUUUGUUUCAAAUAAAAAA
Onychomys torridus (southern grasshopper mouse) is the source of this 653-nucleotide messenger RNA. Its product is annotated as late cornified envelope protein 1C-like. The transcript has a single exon. The record is from RefSeq and is a predicted model, not a curated record. Lineage: Eukaryota; Metazoa; Chordata; Mammalia; Rodentia; Cricetidae. The coding region runs from base 18 to 461 and encodes 147 amino acids.